GAAACUUCAAUAUAAAAGCUUGUCUUGACCCUUGAGGCUUAUAUUGUCUGCAAUAAUGGCCGAGUCCGAGGAGCUAUUUCUACUGGAUUUCAAACCUAGUCCAUUCGCAGCAAGGGUGAAGAUAGCCUUGGCUGAAAAGGGAUUAAGGUAUGAGUCUAGAGAGGAAGAUUUGGCCAAUAAGAGCCCCCUUCUUCUUGAGACGAACCCUGUUUACAAGCUAAUACCUGUCUUGAUCCAUAAUGGCAGACCCAUAUGCGAAUCAAUGAUAAUAGUCCAAUAUAUUGAUCAGGUUUGGAACCACAAAUCUCCAUUGUUGCCUUCUGAUCCUUACCGUCGAGCAGAUGCCUUGUUCUGGGCUGACUAUGUCGACAAGAAGAUUUAUUUUAUUGGAAGCACGCUGUGCACAUCAAAAGGGGAAGCGAAAGAAGCUUCAAGGAAGGACCUCAUUGAAUGCUUUAAAAUUUUGGAGGGAGAGAUUGGAGACAAGCCAUACUUUGGAGGUGAAAGCUUCGGUUACGUUGAUUUAAUAUUCAUUCCAUUCUAUAGCUUCUUCUACGCAUUUGAGACCUUGGGAAACUUCAGCAUGAUAGAAGAGUGCCCUAAGAUCGUGGACUGGGCUCAGAGAUGCUUGCAGAAGGAGAGUGUUUCCAAGACUCUAUAUGACCAGCUCCAGUUUUAUGAUAUUGUUUUGGGGAUAAGGAAGAGGAUGGGGAUUAAGUAGGACCUUUGCAAGAGCGAAGGCUUUUUUACACACUUGUAUUUGUGUUGCAGUGUUCUGGUAUUGAAAUCUCUUUUGAUAACCCAAUAAUCAAGAAAAUAAAACAAUUGUGUUACAUUGAAUAA
Messenger RNA from Hevea brasiliensis (rubber tree), 843 nucleotides. RefSeq names its product probable glutathione S-transferase. Gene Ontology annotation, cellular component: cytoplasm. Gene Ontology annotation, biological process: glutathione metabolic process. Bases 56 to 721 code for a protein of 221 amino acids. The transcript has 2 exons. Lineage: Eukaryota; Viridiplantae; Streptophyta; Magnoliopsida; Malpighiales; Euphorbiaceae. Gene Ontology annotation, molecular function: glutathione transferase activity. The record is from RefSeq and is a predicted model, not a curated record.